Prorocentrum cordatum is the source of this 2662-nucleotide messenger RNA. The record is from the annotation of a GenBank genome assembly. Lineage: Eukaryota; Dinophyceae; Prorocentrales; Prorocentraceae.
AUGCACGCGCUGCUGCAGGAGGUGCUGGCGGCGCCGUCGCAGGAGCAGAGUAAGUAUCGAGAGUCGGUCUUGACAUGGUGCGAUAGUGGCCUCGUGUUGCAAGAUUGCGUCAUCAUGUGUCGAGUUGCUUACAUCCACGCGUCGUACAUCUACGGUUUCUUGGGCCUGGCCAGCGUCAAGUGGGAACGAUCCCAGAGGCGCGUGGAGCUGGAUAGAUCGAUGGAGCCUGGCCCCCAACGUCGCCCCCCUCGGACGUACCAGCUGGAGGCGGCCUACCUUGCUAGGGAAGAGCGGGCCGUCAUCGAGUCAUGCCACGCCCUGAUCAUGGAUGACGCUGCAUUCGACGGUCUCCCCCUCAGAGAUCGCACCCACGUGUACCAGACGAUGGCGUUCCAGAUGCUUGCUCGCAGUGCCUGUCGCUUUCAUAGUCUUGUUGACGAGCUGAGCAACUACCCCUACAAGUUGUUCGGCACCCUUUCCAACGGCGCCCUUGCGUCGGAGAUCGCAGACGACAUGAAGUGCUCUAAGCGCAUGGACGCGUUCUCUCGACAUUUCACUGGCUGUCAUGGUGGUGUGCACGCAGUCGAUGCAGGCAUGGAGUUGAUGGCGAUUGCGUUGAAAGCUCGUCGUGAUCAGGUGUCGAUCGAGAGGAACCAUGGGGUACUUCGUCGGUUCGUUCUUGGAUGGUCGCCCCAGGGGAGGGCCAUCGACCUGCACGGCAUGAACGCCGAGUGGAUCUCCAAGGGCAUUCAGAUGCAAGCUUCUGGGCUGUGGCGGCAGAUAUUCAACGAUAAGCAACAUGAUGCAGCCGUUGACGAAGGGGGCGAUGAGGACCGAGGAGGCGCCAGUAGGGGCGCGGCGAGGAAGCGGAGGUUGUCCGAGUGGAGCGUCUUCUGCAGCGAGCAGAAGCGCGGGAAGUCCAUUGCAGAGAUGCCGACGUUCGCGCAGUUGAGCACCAGGUACGCGGACUUGUCCCCUGACGAGUUCGCUGCUUUGACGAGACGGGCUGCAGAGGCUAAUUGUGCUGUCGAUCAUGGCUCGGCGGCGCCGCUGGGGCUUCGGCGCAGGCGGGCUGCUCUUCCCGAUGCGGGCGCUGCCCCUGGCGCCGACGCUGGCGUCGUCGCGGUCGGCGGCUUCGCAGCCCUCGAUUGGGACGGCCUCAUGGCCGCGAGCAGGCUUCGGAGGCAGGAGGCGCAGAGGGCGAGGGCUGCGGAGAAGGAGGAGCUGGAGCGCCUCAGGGCUUACGACGUGGACGCGUCGGGCUGCCUAGUGGAUCGCGCCAUGGCCGCCAUCGGCGACGGGGCCAGGCGCCACGCGCCAGACGUAUCGAGCUCGCCGACUUCUACGGACUGCUUCCAGCAUUUGGAGCUCAAGAACAAGAGCGUUCAGAAGAUGACGGGGUCUAUUUUAUCGCACAGCGGUCGGCACCAGCACGCUCGGCUCCUGCGCGCGCAGCUCGACGAGGUCUGGGCCGCCGCCCACAGCACCAUCCAGCACAGGCCCGUCCCCGACGUCAGCAGCAACGCUGCGAACCCGCCAACUCUGAAGACCCGCCUCUGCCACGCGGCCAACGCGUGCCUGUGCUCACCCCUCGGGAAAGCACACGUUGCCAUGCGGGCCAAGCUCCACAGGAUCGUGACGUCCCAGUUCCCCAAGGCUGACGGGCAGGACGCCCUGCUCGGCGCUGAGAUCGUUCUCCUGGUUGUCCCAGCGCCUCGACCCGCCGCCGACGGCGGCGAGGGCGUGGGCGUCGGCGCCCAGCCUGGUCCUGGUCCUCGUCCUCGCUGGUUCUUCCUGGCCGACGUCAAGCUUAGGCCGUUCACGUUGUUCAUCCACGAGAUGGAGGCAUCCGACGAGGGGGAUAGUGUUGACGCGUCGAGGCGCGCGGAGGGCAACCCAGGGCAGUUGGCAUUGAGCCGCGCGCGCCUCACCUCGCUCACAACUAACUUUACUGACUGGACGGCAGUUCGCGAGUUCAGGGCCGAUAUCGCGUGGGACGUGUGUUUCUUCAGAGUCGGCUACACGGGGGAGCUCGUUGGCACGAUACAGGCUCGAUAUCUUGACGUCGUCGCGUUGGGCGGCGGCCUCGUCCAUGAGUGGUGGAGCCCAUCGAAAGCUAAGAAGUUGAGUGCGGGUCAGAUGCUUGCUUCGUGGCGCGCUGCUGCGGAGGGCGACGACUCGGACGAUGGCGAGGGGCCUGGCGGCGACGGUGGCGCUGCACCUAGCGGGGACGCUCCACCUCCUCCUGAUCCUGUAGCGCUGGAACCUCGGGACCGUGACGUGGUGCAUUUCGACAUACCUGGUUUGGGCGCCAUUGUUCAUUAUGCGACGUCUGGGUUCUACGCGCACUGCCAUGACGAGCUGCACCGCGACGACGGCGCGGGUGCCAGGCGCAAGAAGGGCCAGGCCGCCGACCCUCGUUCCAGCCAUUGUUGCAGGAAGAAUCGCAUUGGUAUCAAGUGCAAGCGUACAGCGCGGGGGACUGGUCGACCCCUGGGCUUCUUGGUAUGUUGGUUAAGGGAGCACGGCUCCUGGGCAACUGCGGAUGAGCACAAGUUGAUGUUCGGGUGCUCGCUGGGAGAUCGGCGCGCUGCCAGGGACUGGUUGAAGACCCUCCCUGGCUCGCACGUGCUGUUCGAGUGCGAGCGCGAGAAGCUCCCAG